This is a messenger RNA of Durio zibethinus, 576 nucleotides long. RefSeq lists its product as uncharacterized. Lineage: Eukaryota; Viridiplantae; Streptophyta; Magnoliopsida; Malvales; Malvaceae. The record is from RefSeq and is a predicted model, not a curated record.
AUGGAUCGUCAUCAGGAGAUGCGGCGGCCUGAAGGUUAUCCAUCAGAUGAGCAAGACCUACCUGAUAUGAGCUCAAUUGUAUCAGACAUGGGUAGAUCUCCAUUUUUUUGGAGAGAUGAUGAUGAUUUGUCACUCCUGGAAAGUGGUCUUUACAGAAGAAGUUACAGUGACAUGGGUGACAAUCAUCAUAGAAUCGAGGAAUGGGCGAAAAGAUUGGGGACGUCAUUUGACCCAAGAUUGUUGGUUCUGCUAGAAUUUUUCAGGGAAUUCUAUGUCAGAAGACAGGAGUUGCUAAAGAAAAUAUUUCCACGGCUUCAAAAUGAGUUUAUUGAGUUGUUCAAGAAAUUUGGCAGGGUGUUGGCUCAAGUCAAAUCGAAUCAAGUGAAGGUUAAAACCAUGCAGAGGAGUCUGAGCUUGGGCUCACCGACCACGCCAUCUAAGAAGGGGGAUGAAUCACCUCUGCGGCUCGAUAGAUUUAGGAUACGGACCGUUAAUAUUGGAGAUGUUCAAGGUGGCCAGGGUGGUCAAGGUGGCCAAGGUAGUCAGAGUGUUGACAAGCCUGCUGGCUCCAAAUAA